AUGCAACUUUGCUCUCUUUAUAAUGAACAACAAGAGUCAAGAAGAAACAUCUACUCAAACCUAACCCAGAUCUACCAGGCAGUACAGAAAUUUAAACAAGAGCUGAAGGAUUUUCAGUCUUUUUCUUGUCUACUCAUGAAAAAUUUCCAACAUCAUUACCAGGACUGUGUUUCUCAGAUAGCAGAUGCCGUUCAAGGAACACAGCUGGAAAAUGAGAAUCUGCAAUUAUUUCAGGCCAGAGCAGUUGAUCUUGAGCAGUCCUUACAGGAAAUAAAUGAGCGUUAUCAAGUUGAAAAACAGAAGAGAAAAGCACUUCACAACAAUCUGGUGGAACUGAGAGGAAAUAUCCGAGUGCACUGCAGAAUCCGCCCUUUGCUGCCUUUCGAUACUGAAUCUGGAGAUCCAGCCCUUCAAAACAGGUCCAUAUCACUUUCCGAAAAGGUGGUACAUGCAACUGAUGAUGAAACUGUCCUGGUGAGAUGCAGUCGAACCGGUCACCCUUUGAUCAAUAAGACAUUUCAAUUUGAAAGAGUUUAUAGUCCUUUAGAAUCUCAGAAGAUAGUGUUUGGGGAUGUGUGCCCCCUGAUUACAUCUCUCUUAGAUGGGUAUAAUGUUUGUAUUAUGACUUAUGGACAGACAGGGAGUGGAAAGAGCUAUACCAUGCUGGGACCGCAUUCAGAAAGUGAUCCUAUUUCACCAUCAGAAGAUGACCAGGAGAUAGGAAUCAUUCCCAGAGCAGCUGGAGAGCUUUUCAGACUUCUUUCAGAAAAUCCAACAGUAAACCCCAGGGUUGAGGUUUCUGUGGUUGAAAUAUAUAAUAAUGAACUCUUUGACCUUCUGGCCAAAGACAGCUCUGGAACAAUAUUUGGUGUGAAGCGUGAUGUAAUCACAACCAAGGAAGGAAAGAGUAAUGUACCUCUGUUGACCUAUGAGCUUGUAGAAAGUACUGCUGAAUUUAUGAAGCUAAUCAACAAAAGCCUGCAGCUCAGAGUGAAACACCCCACACUGGUUCAUGCUGAUUCCUCACGUUCUCACUUGGUGGUUACAGUUACUCUCACAGUAUCUGUCCCUUUUGAUAGCUUCGCAGAUCAACAAUCAAGUCAAAAGCUGUAUAAAGAGAUACUCUGUACCACUCCUCAGAAAGUAAUGAAAGGUGAGAAGCCCAGCUUCUCUCCCCGAGGUCUUUCUCCAGCACCAAUCCCCCUGGAUCCCACAGAGCAACAGAAGCAAAUCCAAACCAAGUUACAACUUGUGGACUUGGCUGGCAGUGAAUGCAUUGGUAUGUCUGGAGUGACGGGGACAAUCCUGAGGGAGACCUCCUUUAUAAAUCGAAGCUUAGCAGCCCUCGCUGAUGUUCUAGGAGCCCUGUCAGAACACCGGGGUCACAUUCCAUACCGGAACAGCAAACUCACCCACCUACUCCAAGAUUCCAUUGGGGGUGAUGCGAAGUUAUUGGUGAUGCUCUGUGUGUCCCCUUGCCAGAAGUAUUUGGCAGAAACAUUGCAGUCCCUGGGGUUUGGAAGCCGAGCACGGCAAGUUCAGAAAGUCCAAGCCAAGAGAAGAAAUCUGCUUGUGUCAGGCAAAUCCAAAUGA
Molecule: messenger RNA, 1593 nt
Organism: Dromiciops gliroides (monito del monte)
Lineage: Eukaryota; Metazoa; Chordata; Mammalia; Microbiotheria; Microbiotheriidae
Gene: KIF25
Product: kinesin family member 25
Exons: 13
Coding region: 1-1593 (530 amino acids)
Biological process (GO): microtubule-based movement
Molecular function (GO): microtubule motor activity; microtubule binding; ATP binding
Source: RefSeq, a predicted model, not a curated record